CAUCCUCUAUCAACAAAUAGAUCCUAUAUCGCUCUUUGAAUAGGCUUGUUUACUAAAAAGGGUGGAUAAAGGUAGAAUAAUCAAUUGUGUUGACUUGGUAAAAAGUCGGACUGUUCUGUUGACCCGUUCUUGUGCCAUCUGUUAUCGUCGGUGUCUAGUUACAUUUGAUACAUCGUAUUAUUCCUACGUGUGGGAGGCAGACGAACGUAGGCACGGUUUCCUGCUUUGCGCAACAGUUUUGGAUUUGACUGGGUGUAUAAAAAGCGAGACGAGCGAAGAACUGCUAGACUCGCGACUACCAAAAUGAGGCGCCUUUUCUUCGCGCUAUUUGUGCUUGGAUUUUGCGUUUAUGCAGAAAGUGCAUAUCUCAUCACGUGCUCCCGCGUGUUACGCUCUGGUCACGCAACAAAGUUGAGCGUGAGCUUGUACAACGUGACGACACCAUGGAACAUCACGGCCGUGCUACAAACAACUGACAAGGGAGAGGAAGUGAUCGCUUCCACCAACAAACAAUUUACUGCUGAUGCUCCAGGAGAGCUAGAAUUGAAGGUUCCCGAGGGCUUCAGACCAAACAAGGAGGAGUUCGGUAACGCCAAGCUCACCGUGUCCGGCAACGCCGUGGGCGAAGAUGAAGUUUUCGAGGAGAGCGAGAAAGUUACGAUUGAGCGUCAGAGCAACUCACUGUUUAUCCAAACGGACAAGCCUAUCUACAAACCGGGCCAGACAGUCCGCAUAAGAGUUAUUGGAACAAGACCAGACCUUAAGCCGCUUAAUGGGGAGAUUAAAAAAGUAUCAGUAGAGAGUCCUAGUGGUGUUCGGAUGAUGGAAUGGAACAAUCUACCUUUUACCGAUGGUAUUGCUAGCUUGGAGUUGCCGUUGUCUAGUCAGCCAUUACUUGGGAUAUGGAAAAUAACGGCUGAAGCAAAGGGCGUGAAAGUCGUACAGCAGAUUGAAGUGGCAAAAUAUGUGCUUCCUAAGUUCGAGGUGACCAUUUCGCCUCCACCGUACGUCGCAAUCGACAGCAAGGAAAUCACAGGAACCAUCUGUGCCAAGUACACCUAUGGUCAACAGGUCAACGGGAAAGUCAAGGUCAUUAUCAAGCUGCGUAAACAAUGGUGGUGGCAGCGAGAACGAGAGGGAAAGACCAUCCAAAUAGAGAAGGAGAUCAAGGGAUGUACUGACAUCACUCUUAAUAACAAAGAACUCGGGCUUGAUGACCUUAAGUACACAUACUACGGAACUAGCGUACAGAUGGACGCUGUCGUGACAGAGGGUGCGACUAACGUGUCACGCAACGCUACUACUACGAGAACAGACGUGGUGCCUUACAGAGUGCGGAUGGACUUCUACUCUGGCACUCCAAGGAACUUCAAGCCUGGGCUCCCAUUCUUUGGGCAACUGAGUGUCAAUGCACCUGACGGUACACCCCUGAAUGGCGAGACCAUCACUAUCACCGCCAGCACCAACAAAGGGCAAAUGUUCAGCAAGACAUUUACGUCCGCCAACGGCCUAGUCAAGUUUGUUAUCCGCGAUAUCGACCCUCUGGUCACUUACGUCUCAAUAAAUGCCCGACACGGAUCUGGGAAGAUAUUUGGCGACUCUUAUGGAAUCAGGAAUUGGUAUUCUACCGCUGGUAUCUACUGUACUCCCUGGUUCAGCAAAAGCUGGAGUUUCCUGGAUAUCAAGAAGCAGCAAGCCCCGCUACGGGUUGGAGGAAAAGCCCGCAUCAGCUUCCAAUACACGUUACAAGAGCCAGAACACACUGCCGACUUCAACUACAAGGUGAUGUGCGGUGGCAAGCUUGUUCACUCAGGGAUGAAGAAAAUUAGUUUUAAACUUGAUCCAAGUGUCGUGGAUAUCACGACGCAGGCGCCAACUGCUGCAGACAAUUACACUACAAGUAGCCCACCCAGCACUCGUGAGCACACCACAAGCGAACCCCAGACCACCGCCGCCUCCGUAGUAGAGGCAGGAAUUGGGAAAAUUCGUCGCCCCAAGCCCCCUCCGCCACCCAGGGGACACAAACGCGCACCUCCGGGAAAGCUCUUUGUAGCUAACGGACUCAUAAAGUUUCAGAUCACGCAAUCCAUGAUGCCGUCUUGCCGUGUGCUCGUAUUUUACGUGCGCGACGAUCUGGAGACAGUUGCAGAUAGCGUUACGAUCGAUGUCGACAACAAACUCGAGAAUCAGGUUUCCGUCAGGUUCAAUGAUUCCACGAGGAAACCCGGUGAGCCCGUAACCAUCACGCUGACCGGAGCCCCCGGUUCACGAGUCGCCUUGGCAGCGGUGGACAAGAGCGUGUAUCUGUUAAGAGAAGCCAAUGAGCUCACAGAAGACAAGAUCAUCCAGGUCCUGAAGUCAAAUGACGUGGGGACCACGUGGCAGUACGGGCGCAAAAUGAAGUGCGACAACCCGUGGUUUAGCGGCGUACCAUUGCCCAUCGGCAGAAGGGGGCCUAUCGAGCGAAACAAGCGAGAUAUCCGGUGGGGCGGCUACGGCAGCACCGUGGAUGCGUCAAAGGCCUUUUACGAAGCUGGUUUGAUUUACUUUUCUGACCUCGACGUGGAGACGAGGCCGUGUCCGCGCCAUUACCCUUACAUCACGCGCAUGGGACCGAGUGGGGGACUCGGUGGAGCUAUACCUGAAAAUGGACCGAUUGCUGUGCCGAUGGUGCAGGAACGCCGCCCAGAUCAGACGGGGGUUAACAAGGUCAAGGCCAAGGCCAAUGUCAAGAAGGCCCCAGAGCGCGUGCGCAAGAAUUUCCCCGAGACCUGGCUAUGGACAGAGGAGAAUGUCAAUAACGUCACGGGUGAAAAGGUCAUUACCGCCCAAGUCCCCGAUACCAUCACCAGCUGGUACGCGAGCGCCUUCGCAAUGUCAUCCACCCACGGGAUAGGCGUGGCCCCCUCCUCCUCACUCACAGUAUUCAAGCCUUUCUUCGUCUCUUUCACGUUGCCGUACUCCGUGAUCCGGGGGGAGCGGGUCAGCGUCAUCGUGUCCGUGUUUAACUACUUGUCGCAGUGUUUGACGAUCCGCAUCAAUCUGGCGAAGUCCGAUUUCUUUGAGCUGCACUCGGCCGACAACAGAUCCGUCUGUGUGUGUGGAAACGAGGCUAAGUCGGUCCAGUUCACUCUCACUCCCAAGAAGCUCGGCCCCAUGCCUCUGAGAGUGCGCGCAUCUGACGCGCUCCCCAGCUUGUGCGCAGAGGCUGGUGAAGAGUCUUCUAUUGGGGUCGUGGAUAUCGUGGAAAGGAAGCUAUUGGUGGAGCCGGAGGGAGUAAGAAAAGAGUACACAUACAGCAGUUUCAUUUGUCCCAGAGAUACGGCUGGGAUGUUUAAUGACAAGAUUGAAGUUUCUCUGCCGACCAACAUAGUGGAUGGGUCCGUACACGCCACAGUGUCUGCCAUUGGUGACCUCAUGGGACCCAGUUUGUCCGGAUUAGACGGGCUGCUCCGCCUUCCCACAGGAUGUGGAGAGCAGAACAUGGUGAAGUUUGCGCCAAACAUCUUCGUCAUGCAGUAUCUGAACAGCACACGACAGAUGACGGACGAUGUCAGUACAAAAGCAGUCGGCUACCUCAGAACAGGUUAUCAGAGGCAGCUGACUUACAAGCGCAAGGAUGGCUCGUACAGCGCAUUUGGCGACCGCGACAAAGAGGGAAGCCUGUGGCUCACAGCGUUCGUUCUGCGCUCGUUUGCGCAGGCACGUCAAUUCAUCUUUAUCGACGACAACGAGACGAAUGGUACAAAGGAAUGGAUUAUGAAAAAACAGCAAGAGACAGGGUGCUUUCAACCUCACGGCAAACUCUUCAAUAACGCGCUCAAGGGCGGAGUCAGCACACCUGUCACUCUGACGGCGUUCGUUGUCGUCUCCCUUCUCGAGGCGGGCGUGGCACCUUCGGAUCCUGUAAUCACCAAAGCAAUAAAGUGCAUCUCUUCAAAAAAGAAUAGCGUUACAGACUCGUAUAGUAACGCAAUCCUCGCAUUCGCUCACACAAUUGCUGGUCACGCUGACCGAGACGUGUACAUCGCCAGACUCAAGGCUAAAGCUAUAUUCGAAGGCGGCAUGAUGCACUGGGAAGACAACCAGCCAGAAAGGCCCAAGUCGGAGCAAGGAUUCUGGAUCCCGCCCUACUAUAGAGCAGCGUCCACCAAGAUUGAGAUGACGUCAUAUGCUCUGAUGGCUCUUAUUGGCGACGGUAGCGAUAGCAACGCUUUGGCCGAUGUGCUCCCUGUUGUUCGCUGGCUGACGCAACAGAGAAACGCACUGGGUGGUUUUUCCUCGACACAGGAUACCUGUGUUGCGUUGCAAGCGCUGUCCCGGUACGCAGGCCACGUGUUCGGUGAGAGUACCCGGAUGAGAAUUGACGUGGGUUUCUCUGGUGGUCAGUUCUCGCAUCAAUUCCGCAUAAGCGACAACAACAGGCUCGUGCUACAGCGAGUUGUGGUCCCCCCGCGCAUUCUACCCACCACCAUCCCUAUCGAUGCAUUUGGAGAGGGAUGCGCACUCGUACAGACUGAUGUCUCAUACAAUGUCUUUGAAGUCAAAGAGGAGCCUGCGUUUGACCUUAAGGUCAGCGUACACCAACGUACUGGUCAGACCUUCACUACCUCGGCCACGGAGACUGGGGAAGAGUUAUGUUACCCUCUGGAGCUGAACAUCUGCGCUAAGUGGAAAAGAGAGGACGCUUCUAACAUGGCCGUCAUUGAGACCAAACUUGUGUCCGGCUUCAAAGUGGACGAGGAGUCUCUAGAGAGGCUGACUAAUCGUCAUGACAUCGGGUUCAUGAAGUAUGAAGUCGACGGAAAAAAAGUCGUCCUCUACUUUGACGAAAUUAAGCAUGUUUGCGUAAGGUUCGGUAUCGAGCAAACGAAUGUGGUGAAAAACACCAAGCCAGCCUCCGUCAAGGUGUAUGACUACUACGAUACAGAUCUUGCUGGGACGAUAACAUAUAACAUCAGUGAAGACAUCUGCCAGAAGCCAAAAGAGUCGCCCAAGCCUACCAAUCCGUCUGGCCCUGGGUGCCCUGUGUGUCUAAAUGCUGUAGACAAAGACAUCAUACCACUCCUAUGCAAGACCGAGACGGCAAUCGGCAUCCGAAUGAUGAAAGAUGGCUCAGUGCGCAUGCUCGAGUACUAUGACGAAGUCACUGCCAUCAACGACGACAAGAAACCCGAAAAGAAGAAACACGUGACCAUAGACAUGGUGCUGCAUGACGGGUGCGCAUGCGCAGCCUUGAGCCCGCGAUCCAAAGCAAUGGUUUUCCUACCGGAAAAGAGGAGCAAAGAGAGUUUGCAAAAGCUCCAGCUCGGGAACUUGGCUAUUGUCAUCCCGCGUAAAGCUAUAAGUAGAAAGAUUCUAAAGGCAUGCGAUCCAUGAGAAAAACUGGCCUUAAAUAUACUAUCUUUAUAAAAUACGUCUUUGCUUUUACGUCCCGUCGUUUUUUUUUUUAACUGCGCUUUAAUUUUUUGCGUCAGAUUUCAUUUUUCAAUUCAACAUCGCGUUUUCUACUUUAGUAGAUAAAAGCGAUUUAGGAAACGAAAUUGAGACGCCCUUUUCAAAAGCAUUAUAAUUUUGGAUAAAGAGAAAAAUAGUUGAUUUAUUAGAAACACUGCGUUACCAAACCUAAAAGAAGAAUAAGAUUUGGAUUUAUUUGUAGUGGGAGGUGAGAAGGGACGUUACGAUAGCCAGCUCAAUAAACUAUUUUGCAUGCCCACAGCGUCUAUAAUGCUACGCGCGCGCGAAAGCCGUCAGAUAAAAUAAAAUGAAAAUAAAACAAAGAAAUCAAAUUCGAGUAGCUCAUCACUCUCAUCGCAGCUAGAUGCUGAAUUACGAGAGCGCAGAUUCAGACGUGAUCGAGUUGAAGGCAUGGUAAGGCGCUUCAGGCAGCCUCCAUACAACUCAUGUAAAAAACAAGACAGUUACGGCGAAUCAAUGCACCGCUUAUAACAGAAUAACAUGUCCAACGUGCCACUGUGUACUAUGAUUUAUACAGUAACUAGAUUAAUAUUAUUUGUAAUAAAAAAAGAUCACAUGC
Molecule: messenger RNA, 6037 nt
Organism: Nematostella vectensis (starlet sea anemone)
Lineage: Eukaryota; Metazoa; Cnidaria; Anthozoa; Actiniaria; Edwardsiidae
Product: C3 and PZP-like alpha-2-macroglobulin domain-containing protein 8
Exons: 40
Coding region: 304-5379 (1691 amino acids)
Cellular component (GO): extracellular region
Molecular function (GO): endopeptidase inhibitor activity
Source: RefSeq, a predicted model, not a curated record